CCGGCGCGGAGGGGCCGCCGGGCAGCAGCGCCAGCAGCAGCCCGGCCAGCGGCCACCGCAUGGCAGCAGGCGGACGCUCCGCGGGUGCGGACGGCGCCGCGGAGUUUUUCCAGGAGUUGCCCCAAAUCAGGCCCGGCCGCAGCCGCCGCAUCCACGCGCCAUCGGUCUCCUCCCACCGCGGCGAGGGCGGGGGGGAGAGGGCCCCGAGCAGCGGGACCUCCCCUCGUGCCCUGCCCUCUCCUCGCCGCGGGCCGGGCCCCGUGCGAUGGCGGCGGUCGAGGGCUGCCUGCGGGCCGUGGGGCUGCAGUUCUGGGCGGACUCGCUGCAGGCCCUGCCCGCCCUGCUGGCUCCCGCCGCGCUGCUGGGGCUGCUGCUGGGCGCCGCCGCCGCCGCCCUGCUCUGCCGCUGCGCGCUGGGGCCGCGCCGGGGCGGAGAGAAAGAUGAUUCUCAAAGACUUCUGGAAAGCUUCAGUGCUGAUGAGUACACACUCAUGAAAAGUAAAGCAGAACCCUAUACAUCAAAAGAGGAAAUGGUGCUGGAGGAAAGUGAGUCUCCUCUGAACAGUAACAUCACAGCAUUUGCAUUAAAGGCCAAAGUGAUCUAUCCCAUCAACCAGAAAUUUAGGCCUUUGGCAGAUGGCUCAUCCAACCCAUCUUUGCAUGAGAAUCCAAAGCAGGCAGUUCUGCCUAAUCAAGUGGUGGAGACAUCCAUGUCAGGCAGCCUGGGAUCCCUGAGCCAGGGAGACAAAGAGGACUGUAGCUCCUCCACAACAAUACAUUCCACAACAAGCGAUGACAGGUUUCAGGCUCGAGCCUUUCUGAAGGUGGCCAGCUUCCCUGAAGUGCUGACAUGUGAGAGUUUUGAUGUUAAGCUCUGCCUUUGCAGUCUUACUUUACAAGAUCUCAUGCUUCUUGAUACUGACCUCAGAAAAGAAAAAUAUGUGAUGUUUAUUCAGAUUUUCAAGAUAUACCUCACAGACUUCCAUCGUAAAAAGAAGAUUACUGAUGGUUUGUUGAAGAAGAUCCUUUUAAAUCAGGAAAAUGAUUUUGAAGAAUUACAGAAACAACUUGAAUCUAGACUCCAGAAUACUGAAAUGUCAGCAGCCCGUAAUUCAGAGUUCCAGACUCUAGAAGACCUAGAAAGGAGGGAAAGGGAAUAUUCCGAGCACGUAAUAGAUAAUAUGGAAGCCUUCUGGAAGCAGACUGACAAAGCCCAGCAGGAUUUUUUGGACCAAUCAAAAUGCUCAAGUGCCAAAGCAACGAAGAUAAUGAUGGAUCUGACUGAGAAGAUGAUUGCAGUAGAAAGCUUGUUAAGUGAAUCUCAAGACUUGCAGGCAAUGGACAUUCAGGAAAGGUUAUUCAACUGGGAGCUUAUGGUGAAAAUGAUUGAUUCACUGAAGUCCUCUAUACCAGAAGAGUGUAAGGGUAGAUUAAAUACUGUGUCAAAUAUUCUGGACCACUUAACUGUAAAGAAUAAUCUUUCAGUCCGACAAAAGGAAGAGCUUCUAACAGACCUGCACAAGGCCUUCUGGGAGCAGCUGGCACAUUACAGUAAUGAGUGCAUGCAACAAAGUAAAGACCUGAUCUGGAAACGGCUGGAGUGCCGUGCGAAGAAGAAGGAAGAGUUCAAACGCAGACAGGAAGCUGAACGUGAGAGUCUCCUUAGCAAAACUUUUCCUACUGAAGAUGUUCAUCAUUUUCUCAAGGCUUACCAUGAGCUGAUGGAGAAACACUGGCAAGCACAGUGGGAUCUGGAGGAGGAGGAUGACUGUGAGAGCACAGAGGCUGUCGCUGAUCUCUACAAGGAGCUGUACUCCAAGGCUUCCAAUGCUUUAGCAGAGCUGGUGACGGAGCUGUUUCUUCAGACCCUGCCUGUGGUGACCAGCCUCUCUGUAAGAGAAUGUGAGCUUCUGAAAGAGGAAUGGCAGGAGAAUUUGGUCCCUCAGCUGGAGAAAUGGGAGAACCACCGCCAGAGACGGUGGAAGCUUUUCCAGGAACAGCUACUGCAAGAAAAAGAACUCUGGAUAACAGAAUAUGCUCUGUCUGCUGUGAUGCAAAAGCACCUAUCUGAGAAACAAGAGAAGAUAAUGCAAGGUGUCGUGAGCAGACUAGGAUGCCUCAGUGAUGAGUCUGUUAGCUAUAUAUUGCAAAAGCAGCAGCUUCUGCUGUGCUCAGUGCUCAGAAGGUUAACCUUGCGAAGAGCGGGAGUGGCAGCCCUGGCGCGCAUGCGCCUGUCCAGAAAGAAGAGCUCGCUCCAGGAGCUGAGAGAGCAGCACACCCUGCAGAAGGGAUCCUCCCUGUGCCAAGAUGAGGACCAGUGGCAGUUACAGAAGGCAGUGGAGUCCCACAUUUGUGAAGAGGAGGAGAAGCUUGAGGAAGAAAUGCAAGAAACCAAUUUAGAAUUUCACCAGCAGCUAGUCACAGAAAUCCAAGAAGCUCUUCAGUUUCUUCAGCAGCACAUGGAGCAGGUGAUUGGGCAGACCCUGCUGCAGUAUGCCCGAGGGGAAGCUGAAAAAAAGAGUUCAGAUGAUGACCAGGACUUCAAGGAGAGACUGGUGGAAUCUGCUGUUGAAAGUGUAUAUGGGACCAGCAAUAAUAUCAGUAGACUGGUGCAGAAAUACUACCAGCAAUUAGGAAAAAUCACAGAAGAGUAUGAAGGAAAAAAGCUUCAACAUCUGAAAUCCUUACAAGCAGAAGGAAAUGAAAGGAUCAGACUGAAGAAUAAAGAGAAUGAACUGGCAUUUAAAGAGAAACACACCAAAGGCCUCCUGAAUGUGUCAUCCACGGUCCACCAAAGGAUGGUGCUACAGCAGAACAAGAUUUUGGCUCAGUUUGAACUGCGGCAACAAAUUCGUCUGGAGUCUCUGAAACAGAAGCUGCUGGGAUUGCAGCACCUAGGAACUGAGCUGGAGACUCAGCUAAGGGAAGCAGAGCAGGACUUUGUGAGUGAGUUGGCUGUGCUGACCCGAGUUCCACUGACUGUGAAGAAGAAGCCUUCCAAAAGGAGGAAGCCAGCAGGUGAAAAAGCAAAGUCCAAAAGACAGACCUUCCAGUCACCCAAACCAGCAGAAAAAGAUGAUUCCCAUGAAAAUAUUCAAGAGCCCCAUGGAAUAACUUCUGGCUUAUGCAGAGAGAUGUCACAGAGUUCACAUGAAGGGGAGACUGAACCAAGGAAAAACUCAAAGAUGUUAAAAAAGAAAGGCAGCAGGGCACAGGGAGCUGUUGCCAUUGGAGAAGAUGAUGCUCUAAACCCCUCAGGGCAGCAGUAGCUCCUGCCACACUCAGGGUGCAGCAGAAUCACUCCAGAGUGUUUCUGGUUACCCAGGAGGAGUCUGCCCUGUGCUGUGCUUUGGCCAGACCGGCUCGAAAUGGCUUUUUCUCUGAAAAAAGGGAAAUGUCUCAAAAGCAGGGCAGCAGUGCCCUCUCCCGGGCAGCUCGCGGUGCUCUCAUCCCCUCGCAGGUGGAGGAGGCGGGCAGGGAGCUCCGGGAUGGAGCCGGGGGGUCCCUGUGCUCGGUGUGAUCCCUGCCAGUCCCAGGGAGGGUCCCUGUGCUCGGUGUGGUCCCCACCAGUCCCAGGGAGGGUCCCUGUGCUCGGUGUGAUCCCCACCAGUCCCAGGAGGGUCCCUGUGCUCGGUGUGAUCCCCACCAGUCCCAGGAGGGUCCCUGUGCUCCGAGCGAUCCCCACCAGUCCCAGGAGGGUCCCUGUGCUCGGUGUGAUCCCCACCAGUCCCCCCAGGUCCGGGUGCAGGCACCUCCCAAUCUUCCAUCUGCCUGACUUCCCUGGGAUUUCUUUUCUCCCUGUCACAACACCCGCUGGCUUGUCCCCGUUAGGGACUCCCGUCCCUUUGAGUUUCCCCGUGGUACACCAAGUUCAGUGUCAUGUGCAGGUGGGCAGUGUGACACCUGUCAUCACUGUCUGUCAGUGAGGCAGAUAUUGAACAAGACAGGGUUUAACUGGACCAAGAAACAAGUGCAAAAAAUGCCAGACAAAACUCAAGCAGUUAAUAUUUGAAAUUUCAUGUUAUGUUAGAGAAUCAUAGACUCAGACUAGGGGGAAAUGGGAUACCUAGGCACCAGUCACAGCUCAGUUUACAGUGUAAAUCCAAAAACUCAGUUUAUAGUGUAAAUCUAUAGAGCACCCUCUGUUUAUUCUGGAAAGGAUAACAUGGAGGUUUGAUCAUGCUUUACAGGUACAUAUCAAAAAUGCUGCAGAAAUUCAGGGGAAAUGUCAUGCCUUUUUCCUCCCAUUUUAA
This is a messenger RNA of Passer montanus (Eurasian tree sparrow), 4252 nucleotides long. RefSeq names its product EvC ciliary complex subunit 1 (gene EVC). Bases 266 to 3268 code for a protein of 1000 amino acids. The transcript has 22 exons. Gene Ontology annotation, biological process: smoothened signaling pathway. The record is from RefSeq and is a predicted model, not a curated record. NCBI's taxonomy places the organism in Eukaryota, Metazoa, Chordata, Aves, Passeriformes, Passeridae.